This is a messenger RNA of Diospyros lotus (date-plum), 1946 nucleotides long. RefSeq lists its product as uncharacterized. The record is from RefSeq and is a predicted model, not a curated record. The transcript has 10 exons. Gene Ontology annotation, cellular component: cytoplasm; cytosol. Gene Ontology annotation, biological process: tRNA methylation; tRNA wobble uridine modification. Gene Ontology annotation, molecular function: protein binding; GTP binding; GTPase activity. Bases 99 to 1808 code for a protein of 569 amino acids. Lineage: Eukaryota; Viridiplantae; Streptophyta; Magnoliopsida; Ericales; Ebenaceae.
UCCUCCCAUCCCAUCUUCUCAGCCAAACAUCUAACUCCCGGUGUUUAAAUCUUCUCUUCUUUUUCUGACCCAGUUGCAAGAAUCUGUCCGAGCUGUCAAUGGCUGUUCUUCUUGGUCCUGCCUUCCGCUGCGUCCUCGGCAGUCUCGGCAACAUGGGCUGGGGUUCUUUGAGGCCGUCAAUGGCCAAAGCCUUCUUCUCCAUCCCCGCCUCUAACAAACUCUGUCGGCCCUUCUCCCCCACCCCCAAGUCCAAAACCCUAAUCCCCAUAAACCCUAAACCCCACGCUGCCCGUCGUCAAGAAGAUAAAAUGCUUGUACUUACCAAGGAUGAACGAGUGGGAUUGGGAAGGAGCGGCGUUGAAUCGGAGGAGGUGGUUUCAGCGAGGUCACAGAGCACGAUUGCUGCAAUCGUCACUUCCUUGGGAGGUCCGCCGGCGGCGGUGGGCAUUGUCAGGUUGUCUGGCCCCUCCGCGGUGGCUAUCGUCUCGCGCGUGUUCAGUCCUGCCGCCAAGAAGAAGAAGAGAAAGGCCUCUGCUUGGCGGCCCACGAGCCACGUCGUCGAAUACGGCGUCAUUUCGGACCGCCACGGCAAUGUCAUCGAUGAGGUAUUGGUGGUUCCAAUGUUGGCUCCAAGAUCAUACACGCGGGAAGAUGUGGUGGAAUUACAGUGUCAUGGAAGUGAAGUGUGUUUGCGUCGUGUACUCAGAGUUUGUUUAGAAGCUGGGGCAAGGAUGGCGGAACCAGGUGAGUUCACCCUCCGUGCAUUUCUCAACGGUCGCUUAGACCUCUCCCAAGCUGAAAAUGUGGGCAGACUUAUUUCGGCGAAGUCCAUAGCUGCUGCAGAAGCUGCUUUAACAGGAAUUCAGGGUGGUUUCUCUUCUUUGGUUAAAAAACUUAGAAUGCAGUGCAUUGAAUUGCUUACUGAAAUUGAAGCUCGUUUAGAUUUUGAUGAUGAGAUGCCACCGCUGGACUUGAGUGGUAUCGUGGAAAAAAUACAUGCCAUGUUGGCUGAGGUUGAGAAUGCAUUGGAAACUGCUAAUUAUGACAAGCUCUUGCAAUCAGGAUUACAGAUAGCAAUUGUUGGUCGGCCAAAUGUUGGGAAGUCAAGCAUCCUUAAUGCAUGGAGCGAGAGUGAGAGAGCAAUAGUUACAGAAAUUGCUGGAACCACACGGGAUGUUGUAGAAGCUAGUAUCUCAUUACGAGGCAUUCCUGUCACCCUCCUUGAUACAGCAGGUAUCAGGGAAACUGAUGAUGUUGUGGAGAAAAUAGGUGUGGAAAGAUCUGAAGCAGUUGCUAUGGGUGCUGAUGUCAUCCUCUUUACUGUAAGUGCUCCUGAUGGGUGGACUAUUGAAGAUGCUAGACUUCUCGAUAAGAUUCAGUCCACUAAGGGUUCAAUAGGGUCUUUAGCACCGGUGAUCCUUGUAAUCAACAAACUAGACUGUGUUCCAUCUGGACUUUCAGAGUGGACUGUUACCCAUGAAAGCACUUUCUAUAAGGUCAUUUUGACUUCUGCUGUUUCUGGAGAAGGAAUACCAGAUCUGGAGGCUGCAAUAUUAGAGCUUGUGGGUCUUAAUAGCAUUCCUUCUGGUGGAUGUAAAUGGACUGUGAACCAGAGACAAUGUGAGCAACUUGUUCGGACAAAGGAGGCUCUUGUGAGGUUAAAGUCGUCCAUAGAGGAGCAAAUGCCGCUUGACUUCUGGACUAUUGAUCUGAGGGAAGCUGCGCUUGCCCUUGGGCAGUUAAGUGGAGAAGACAUAUCGGAAGAAGUCUUAUCCAACAUUUUUGGCAAGUUCUGUAUUGGCAAAUAGCUUCCCAGUUACCAGACUAACCUUUUGUACACAAUUGUAAAUUAUAAAUUCUCAUUAUAGCCAUGAGAUAAAGAGCAAACAAUUAUAGUAAAACGUUUAUGGCAAUGAAGAGCCCGUCCAGGUGAUCAAUGGAGAGCC